UUCAUUUAAAUAAGUUUUCCCAUACAGUUUUUAAUCAUAAAGCUUCCUUAAAUUCUGCAUUUUCAUUGCUAUUCAAGUAAAAAUCCAAUUUGAAAUGAGUGACAUAAAAAUUUUCUUUACAAAUUUGGAAAAACUUUUAAGGACAGAUGAUAAUACAGGAUCUAUUUUUUCUAUCCUCAAGAAUGAGCAAGAUAACCUAAAAACCUUCACCCAAUUGUCUGAUUUUUUGGAUAAAAUAAUCAAUGAAAUCGAUCAAUUAGCAAGUGAAAUAAAAAGAAAUGACAAUAUUCUCGUUAGUGUUAAGGACCAAAAGCUGUUAAGGACCUGUUUUCAAGUUGUAAUUUCAUUAGGAGUUUGUCCUUGCUUACUACCAGGAUUGGGAGUGAGCUUAAACAAAAGAUGUGCCACAGCAGAUUAUUUGCCGACCCUCAACUUGGACGAUGAAACAAAGUAUGAAAUUCUUAAAAGGUGUACAAAUUUCAUUUAUAGGAGCUAUGACAUUCCAGUGCUAAAAAAUAUAAUACUGACAUUUCAUUUAUCAGACUAUUUAGCUGCACUUAUACAAUUAGCAUUUGCACCGCUGAAAAAGCCCGGUACCUACCCAAAUUAUGUUAUGACUGAAAAAAUGUAUAACAAAUUUAUAGAAGAAAAACAGGACUACAAAAGUAAAUAUGAAUUUUUGGUCAAAAACUGUUUUCAACCGAUGCUAAUGAAAGAGUUACUAGUGCUCCAAAAUGUAACUGAUGUACAACCACCAGCAUUUGCAAAAAGAGUAAUCGCUAAAGAGAUGAGUCAAAGGCUUACUGCUCCAGGAGGCUUACUCAGUCUUAUAAGAUGUUUUCUGGAAUGUCAUAACUUAGAUACUGGACUAGAAUGGAAGAAAAUUGAUAUGAUAUGUAGAAUUGUCUCCACAAAGCAUGGUAAUCUGAAUGAAAAUGAUUACAUUGCUAACAUUUGUGGCCAACUAAAACAGAUACUCAGUUUGAACAAUGCUCAAUAUCUAACUACUGCCACUUCCUGCCUUCUAAGUUUAUAUGAAAAAUAUAGUGACAAUGACCUCGUUAAGGACCUAACUGUGGCUACAUUCAAGCCAUUUAAUUAUGAUUUGCUCCUCAAAAGGUGCAACCAACCUGGGACUAUUAUACUCUCACCUCAAGAUAUUGAGCAUCAUGUGCAACUUUUACAUUCCACUAUUAACAUUUGCAAGUCUGAUUCAUAUUUGAAACUACUGUCAAGUAACCUAUAUGUUCUAUAUUUCUUAAGCUUAAAAUGUAACAAAGAGGAGACAAAAGUUAAAAUAAAGGAAAUCAUUAUAAAGGGUCUCGAAUGUUUAGAUCAAAAAGAGAUCAAAGAUAUCAUAGUUCAAGUUCUUUUUGGACUUGGCAUGGAAGGUUCUACCAAUAUUUUUGUUGAAACAUAUGAAGCAGGGCUGGCAAUAAAACUUGUGUCAGAUGAUACGGAAUAUCCAACAGAUAAAGCUGUACAGAUGUUUAUAGAACUUUUUAAUGUAAUAAAUAAUGAUGCAGUAGUUUCUAAUUUGUUCCAAGCUACAAUUUACUUAUUUAUGAAUCUAAGUGACAAAAAGAAGAUUGCAAGUGAUAGAGAAACAUUAAUGACUUUGGAAGAUGUACCUAUAUUAGUAAACAGUAUUGAUGAGCAGUAUAUGAAUAUUUUACACAUUUUGUCAGAAAUAUCUUCCUCAAAAAAAGUUUUGAGCACACUGAAAACGAACCCAGUAGUUGUUGUCGACUUUGUAGAAAAUUUAAUUCUCAAAAAUGCUUUUUCGAGCAACAAUGAAUGUGUCACUGUAGCCUUAGUGCUCUUAAACACGAUUUUAGCUAAUACUGACAAAGCAAGCAAUAUUAAAGAUAAACUGCAUACAUUGCUUCCAUUUUUAAGAAAAAUGGCUAGCAAUCAAUCAAAUUUAUUGAGUAUUUUGUGUAAGGAGACAGUGUCGUUGAUUUUAUCUGAAUAUCCGAAACCGAUGGAAUCUGCAUAUCAAAAAGCACUAGAGAAUGUUUACGAUGACCUGCUUCCUGUAAGAGCUCAUGGUGUCAUGGAACUAACUAAAUUAAUAGACGCCAAUGAUCCAGAAACAAUAACCAAACGGCAUUUUGUAUUUUGUCUUUUUCAGGAACAACUGAAAGAUAGUGAUUCAUAUUUGUAUUUAUCUGCAAUCAAUGGAAUAUCAUCUCUGGCUACACACUGUACUGACGAUGUUAUAGGGGUAUUGUGUGAGGAGUUUUGUGGGAUGACCAUUGAAGACAACAUGAAAACAAUGGAUCAAGAAAAUAAGAUUGCUGAGUUAAGGAUGAAGAUUGGAGACAUAAUUGUAAAAGUGACAAGACGCCUUGGUGAAAUGGCGAUUGUACAUAAAAAUAUCCUGUUGAACACUAUGCUAUGUGGAUGCAGAGACCAAGACCCUCUCAUCAGAGCUUCGGCGUUAUCGAACUUAGCUGAAAUUGCUUUGGUGCUACACUAUAGAAUUGGAACUAUAAUAUACGAGAUUCUACUCUGCGUUUGGAAUAUCAUAGAGUCGGACCCGGCGGUCGAAUGUCGGCGGGCAGCGGUGAUGAUUAUUACGAGUUUGUUGAAAGGCCUAGGCAAGGAUGCAUUGAUUGAACUGAAGGAAAACAUACUUCCCAUAUACAGAACGCUCAACAAACUGUAUAAAGACGAAAAUGAGGAUUCUGUUCUUCGAUUGCACGCGCAGCUAGCCCUCGAAGAAAUAAACGAUAUUGUUAAACAGUUUAUCGGUAACGAACUACCAAUGGAAAAGCAAUUCUCGUUAUUAAAUGAAAGUGAGAUUAAGUUUAAAUAAAACUAUUAAUAAUUUUA
Messenger RNA from Aricia agestis (brown argus), 2838 nucleotides. RefSeq names its product transport and Golgi organization protein 6 homolog (gene Tango6). The transcript is spliced from 5 exons. Gene Ontology annotation, biological process: protein secretion. NCBI's taxonomy places the organism in Eukaryota, Metazoa, Arthropoda, Insecta, Lepidoptera, Lycaenidae. Bases 95 to 2821 code for a protein of 908 amino acids. The record is from RefSeq and is a predicted model, not a curated record.